This is a messenger RNA of Acanthamoeba castellanii str. Neff, 663 nucleotides long. RefSeq lists its product as uncharacterized. The transcript is spliced from 6 exons. Lineage: Eukaryota; Discosea; Longamoebia; Acanthamoebidae. The record is from RefSeq and is a predicted model, not a curated record. The coding region runs from base 1 to 663 and encodes 220 amino acids.
AUGGACGACGAGGAAGCCAGGCCCUUCUCUGUCAAGCCGGCCAAGGCCACGUCGCCCCAGCCUCUCGCCCCGCUCAUCGUCACGCAGGCGGCUCCCCGAGGGUUCGUCCGCGGGGGUGGGGUGUUCUCGCCCGAGGCCAUGCUCCUCCACGCCCAGUCUCCAUCUACCGAAGCGGAGGCCGUGGCGGAGGCCGACAACACCCUAGAGGCCAAGCUGGAGGCCACCAAGGGCGGCAAGAAGAAGGCGAAGGCGAAGCAGCAGCACCGGCCGGCUGGUGGAGGACACGACCGACGCACGCAAGCUCAACUGCGCGCAGCCUGCGCUCCGAUCAUCCUCGCCCUCCUUCCCGAUGAGAGGCUGUACGUGUGGGACGGCCAUCAUCGCGUGGCGGCCAUCCACCUCGGCGGGCGAGACCACCUCCUGCCCGAAGAAUACUCUACGAUGCGAUGCAACUUCAAGUUUGCACAGACAGUGAGCUUCGCGACGUGGUUCCUGACGCCGUUCGAUCCGCGAACGGAGAUACGCGUGCCGGAGUUCGGGUCCUUCAAGAACGAAGUGGCCGUUCAAUUGAAGAAGAAAAAGAAGCCCGAAGCCGAGAUGUACGUGCUGCCGCGGACGUUCGAGAGCGUUGCGGAGAUGGUAGCGCGCAUGGACCUCGUCUAA